Messenger RNA from Notolabrus celidotus (New Zealand spotty), 3766 nucleotides. RefSeq names its product autophagy related 3 (gene atg3). The transcript has 12 exons. Gene Ontology annotation, biological process: autophagy of mitochondrion; autophagosome assembly; nucleophagy. NCBI's taxonomy places the organism in Eukaryota, Metazoa, Chordata, Actinopteri, Labriformes, Labridae. The record is from RefSeq and is a predicted model, not a curated record. Bases 128 to 1078 code for a protein of 316 amino acids. Gene Ontology annotation, cellular component: cytoplasmic ubiquitin ligase complex; cytosol. Gene Ontology annotation, molecular function: Atg8-family ligase activity.
AGAGUUUGAUACCGGAAGUAUCCAGACGUAUCAUGUGACUUGCUGUUGCUUGCAUUCUUGCUUGAGGAGCUAUGUCAAAAUAAUCUAGUUUUUGAAGAUCUCGGUUCAUCCCGGAGGACCUGUAAAGAUGCAGAACAUGAUAAACACAGUGAAGGGCACGGCCCUCGGUGUGGCGGAGUUUCUGACACCUGUGUUAAAGGAAUCUAAAUUUAAAGAGACUGGAGUCAUCACACCAGAGGAGUUUGUAGCUGCUGGAGAUCACCUGGUUCAUCACUGUCCCACGUGGAAAUGGGCCAGCGGGGAGGAAGUGAAGGUGAAGCCGUAUUUGCCUCCGGAUAAACAGUUUCUCCUGACACGUAACGUUCCCUGUUACAAACGCUGUAAACAGAUGGAGUACUCAGAUGAGCUGGAGGCCAUUAUAGAGGAGGACGACGGAGACGGGGGCUGGGUGGACACGUACCACAACUCAGGUGUUUUAGGAGUCACAGACGCCGUACGAGAAAUCUCCCUGGACAACAGCAAGGAUACCAACAUGAACGCCACACCUGCGGCAGGCUGUGAUGACGACGACGAGGACGAUGAAGAAGAAGGAGAAGCAGCAGAUAUGGAAGAGUACGAGGAGAGCGGCCUGUUGGAGACAGACGAGGCGACGCUGGACACAAGCAAGAUGGUGGAAGCUAAAUCCAAAGCUGAUCCAGGGUGCGAAGACGCCAUUCUUCAGACCAGGACGUACGACCUGUACAUCACUUAUGAUAAAUACUACCAGACCCCUCGACUCUGGCUGUUCGGAUACGAUGAAGACAGACAACCGCUGACGGUGGAACAGAUGUACGAGGACAUCAGUCAGGACCACGUGAAGAAGACGGUUACCAUCGAGAACCACCCUCACCUGCCUCCACCUGCCAUGUGCUCCGUGCACCCCUGCAGACACGCCGAAGUGAUGAAGAAGAUCAUCGAGACCGUGGCGGAGGGAGGAGGAGAGCUCGGAGUGCACAUGUAUCUUCUUAUUUUUCUCAAGUUCGUCCAGGCCGUCAUUCCCACAAUAGAGUACGACUACACGCGACACUUCACCAUGUAGCUGCCUCUGCUGACCGCAGGAACACAGGGAGGAUCGGCUCCUCGGCUCCUCCGUGACGAGACUUCAUCUGUUCUGAUCAUUACCGGUUUGUGUUUCUCUGAGACGCUCUGCGAGGGCGCAGGACACGGGGAGGGUCGACCGUCUGUAGAGGAAGAAUCUGACGUGUUGGGAUGAAGUCAGGUUAGAUUAUCAGAGUAUUAAUGCCGCAUUGAAGAACCAAAAUCUGAAGAAUACAGUUAAAACAUUACAAGAAUAAAGUUGUGGCUUCAUCAGAGUAUUUAAAGAACAAGGAGCAUCCUGUGAAGUUAGACUUUAGCUGACUGUACUGCAGGUUUCACACAGAAUAAAUAAUCUGACUUUAUUCUCUCAUGAUAUCGAUCAUUUAUUCUCAAAGUGUCAGAACUUCAGAGAUGUAUAAACUUUACUCUGUGACUCUAAACUCGCAAUAUUAAGACUUAAUUCUAGAACUACUUUAGACUUUAGAAAAUACAACUUAAUACUCUUCAUUUUUAGAAUAUUAUGACUUUAUUCUCAUCACACUUUUUCCUCAAAGUGACUUUAUUAUCUUACAAUUUUUUGACUUCAUUUUCUAAAUGUGAAGUCUUUAUUUUCAUAACUUUAUCCCCUUACCAAUUUUUGCUUUGUAGCAUUAAACUUAUUUUUAAUAUUCUCUAAAAAUGACUUUUUUCUCUUCCAUCAUAAAUCUUACAACAUUCAUUUUUUGUCUGAUCUUAUCUUUUACCAUUACAACUUUUUUCUUUUAUAAGAACUACAGGUCUAUUAUUUCCUGUCUUAUCCUCUUUAUGGUGGGACUUUUAUUUUGAAAUUUUGCAGCUUGUCUUCUAAUAUCAAAACCAUAAAUAACAUAGCUCACUUUUAUUAUUGCUAAUGUGGCUCAGACAUGUUUUAUCUUUUAGUUUCAGCAGCAGGAAGUCAAAAUGUAAGAAAUAAUCCCCUGACUAAUGGAUGAGCUGGCUAUCAGUUUCCUACUACUUCCAGUCUUUGUGCUAAGCUAACCUAACCGCCUCUUUAAUAAAUCUCUGCUCUGGAUUAAAGUAAUCUGACCUCAGACGAGGCUUCCUCCCAGACGUCACACUCUUCCUCUUUGCAGGUUUUCAUGUUGUAACCACAAAAAAGGCGAGCGCCACUAACUUCCUGUUCAGAAAACUGGAACAAAAACUCACUUCAGUCCACCUAAAGCAUCUCCUCUCUCACUGAGGAUUAACUGUAUCAGACAGUUAUGAGUAGACACCAUGAAGACUACGAGUCCCACAUUCGUCUUCAGGUUUCCAAGAAGGUCUCGGACUCUUCUGCUGCUCCAUACCCUGAGUGAAACAAAAUCCAACAUCCAAUUCAAAUGAUUCAAAUGAUCACUGGUGUCCUCUUGAUGCCUGCCCCGCUUUAAUCACACAGACAUCCCACUUAACUGGAAAUCUUAAAAUCACUUAAAAAGACUUCAAAUCACUUACAUUUUUCUGGAGGUUUCAGGAAACUCAAAGUGCGACUUUACAGUACAGCUCUCGUACACGGUUCAUUUAUCUGACAGCUCCUGCAGGAACCAAACAGAAACUACCUGGGCUGGGAAACCAAAACAAAGAGUCCGCCCUUGCUCUGCACUUUUGCAUUUUACUGCCUUUCAUCUCUCAAACUUUACUUCACAUCAUCAUCAUCAUCUUCAGAUGAGGACAGUCUCUCUCUCUGUUCCUGCAGCAGCGUGUAGAGAAGCUCCUCGGUCAUUAACAUUAACAAACGUAAGCCACACUUAAUUUGAAAAUAUCUUCACAUCGGUAAAAAAUUCAACACCCUGCAUCCCAACUUAAAUCUAAAAAUGUGACGCCUCUUCCAAAUGAAAUGUUUCCAAAUUGUUCUGCCUCAAAAUAUUCAGACUUUUUUCCUUUUUCUGAGUUUAUUCUCAAAACACAAGCACAUAAUGACUUUGUUCCUAUGAGAUUACAGCUUUGUUCUCAUGCCUUCAUUCUGGUAAUCUCAGAUUUGAUGCGGCCCUACACUCUGUGUGAUCUUUAAUAAUUAUAAUAAGUGUAUUUGGAUACGGACAGCCUCACAUGGGAACAUGUUUCCUCGCUGAUGUCGCUCCCUGUCUCACUCUGCUGCUCAUCAUCUCUUCUCAUUCAGACGCACUUUGCAGGCCUCCUGGCUGCAGCUCCAUAUCAUGAAUCAGCUCUUUAUGCCGGUUUGUCUUAACGCUUUCUCUCUGAAUGUCUCCAUGACCAACUCCUUCAUUCACCACGCGUCUGGUUUACAUUAAGUGUUUAUUUCUUGAACAGAUCUCCUCUCCUCUGCAGCUGCUGUAAAAAAAAGAACCUUGAGACCGUUUAUUUCUUCCAGUUUUGAUGUUUCUCUUCCUGUUGUGUCUGAAGCUCCGUGAAGGUCGGCCUGUCGGCUUGAUUGUGACGCAAAACAAACUUCUUUUGACGUCAGGAGCCGCUCCGUGUACUUCAACAAACCCUUCAGUGAAUCUCUGCUCUGUGUCGUUUGGAUAGUGUAUUUUCUGACAGUACUCACACAACUAAAUGAAAUACCUGCUACAGUAAUACUCUAUGCUUUACUUUCCUCGUCUGUUGAUUGGAUCAAUAUUCACUACUGCCUGUUCUGAUGUAACUUGUUGGGUAGAUAUUUUAAAGAAAUGAACAUUCAUCAAUAAAGAGUUUCCCAAAUAUUACAAAUAAA